Molecule: messenger RNA, 1258 nt
Organism: Mizuhopecten yessoensis (Yesso scallop)
Lineage: Eukaryota; Metazoa; Mollusca; Bivalvia; Pectinida; Pectinidae
Product: UPF0728 protein v1g117062-like
Exons: 4
Coding region: 103-381 (92 amino acids)
Source: RefSeq, a predicted model, not a curated record
GAACUGACAAAGUGUGCCGCAGUGAAUAAUAAAGGCAACUUCCUGGAUACAACAAGCUUUAGGCUUUGCUGAAAAAAUCUGAUAUAUCAUUUUACAGCAACCAUGCCUCAGAAUGCCAAAGUGACCGUCUUUUUUGGGCCAUAUGAAGCAUGUGGUUGUGUAAAACAUUACACUGCACGACUGGAAGGGCUUGAGAGCUCUCUUAUAAAAGAAGGACAUGAGGUUGAAUUUGAAGAAAUGAGUGACUUAAACAGUGUGGAACUUUGGGUGAAUGGUGAACGUAUUUUUAUGUGUAAAAUACAAGAUUUAGAUUAUGGAGGUGAUGGCAUCUUGGAUAACAAUGUACAGAAAGCAGUAGAAGCCGUUGAGAAUGCGUUUUGAGCGACUGUACAAUGUUCUUAGAGGGUUGUACACGAUUGCAAUAUGUCCAGCAUGUUUUUGUUAGUUUGUUUCAUUUAGAGUCUAUUUUUCCUAUAAAUAUAAAAUAUACAUGUAUCUGUUAAGAUUUUUAAUUAUCAUAUUCAUUAUAUGCCAAUUAUGUCUACUGGUAUCAGUUUCUGUGUAAUCACAUGUUAUAUCUUCAAUCAUUGAGAAACGAAUAGUUUGUUUUGUUGGUUUUGAUAAAAAAAACUGUAUUCAAUGUCUUGUAUGUCUUUGUAUACUCUGUAGUUCAAGUCAUGUUCAGUGUAUCAAGCUGGAUACAUUAUACAUUUAGGAUGUUUGUAUAUAUCUAUUUAAGCUUUACAUUUGUUUUCUCUCAAUGCAUUUUGGAUAUUACUACAUUUAGCCAUAGAGCACAGACAAUUAUAAUAUGUUUUUAAUGUGUUUAUCUAUUAAUUCACUUACAAAUUGACAACCUUCUUAUUAUAUCUCGUUAUAGAUACGAAAUGUAAACCAGAUCAACAAAAUUUUAUGUACUUGUGGAGCCUUACACGGCAAUUAAUGCUAGGAUCAUGUUAUCUCUAUCAUAAUGCAGCCUAUAUGGUAAUGCAUUGUUUGUUUCACGCGAUGACUAUUUUUCGCAACUAUUAGGGAAGGGAGUUAAUUGAGCUAUAAUCGUGAAAAAAAUAUUCACAUGAACUCAAUUUUUACAUGUGCAUUAUAUAUAGCUCUUACAACAAAUGGUUUUUAAGUUAUUUAUAUGUAGCUAUCACCAACUAUAUACAUCCUAUAUUAUGAUAUGUGGGGAGCCGAGUGAGCAAUUUGUUAAUCCAUGUGUGUUUGGUUGAAUGAAAGUGAAGUAAAUGUGAUUACAGUC